Molecule: messenger RNA, 1069 nt
Organism: Pomacea canaliculata
Lineage: Eukaryota; Metazoa; Mollusca; Gastropoda; Architaenioglossa; Ampullariidae
Product: 39S ribosomal protein L52, mitochondrial-like
Exons: 5
Coding region: 74-493 (139 amino acids)
Biological process (GO): mitochondrial translation
Cellular component (GO): mitochondrial large ribosomal subunit
Molecular function (GO): structural constituent of ribosome
Source: RefSeq, a predicted model, not a curated record
UCUUAAUCAGUUAUAUCUAUUAUAUAAACAAACAUGUAAAAUUUGAUUUUGCUAAUUAUAGUUAAAUAGACACAUGCUCACUUUUUUUGUUUCCUUCACGAUGGCGACUUCUGUCUGCGUUCGGCUUCUCUGCACAGAUAAAGCAGCACUGCAACUGCACAGGACAUUUUGCUUGACCUCAUCUGUCAGAAGCAAGCUACCUAAGCCUCAUCCUUUAUUCAAAUGGGGUCUUGCAGUGUUUCCAACUGAUCGAAAGCAGAAAAUAGACCCAGAUCUUCCAGAUUUCACUUACUGUGAUGGAAGGCCCACACCACUUACCAAGGAACAGUUACAGCGGAAAAAAGAAAAUUAUGACAACGCACAACGAGUAGUGCGGCUAGUGAAGGAGAUGGAGUUUGCUAAAGCAGACUAUGCCAGGAGACAGCAAAUGGAAGCCUCUAGACGAGAGGGAAUCUUGUCCUCCAAACUCAAGCAGAAAUCAGAUGAAUUGUAGUUCAGAAGAAUGUGAAUAUGAAACAUGAAUUUAAUUUUUGGUUUUUUUGUGUGUGGUGUUUUUUUUUUCUUCUUCAGGGUUCCGUUUUUAUCCUUAUGACAGUGUGCAUGUAUUUGUAUAUAUUUGUAUAUGCAUGAGUGUGCAAAGUCUGUGUGAACGGAAAAUGACCAGACAUAAUUUGAAAAGGACUUUUAGGAAGUUUGAAAAAGGCCAAUUAAUGAAGAAUUGAUAAAUUAUUUUCUUUGCUAGUCAUAGCACAGCAGAAUGUUGCAUGAAAUUUAUUUUAUUUAAGUGGUAAAUGUCCAGCGCUAAGCAUACCAGUGCCGUGUUAUUGGGUUUGUUUUUAAAUGCUAAACAAGUCCCAAAAUCUCAGUCUUUUGGUGAAAUUAGCUUUAGGAGGUAAAGGCUGUGCAUGAUAUGAAGUGUAAACUGGGAAAUUAGAUAGGAGAUGAUGUAAUUAUGAGGAGUCAAAAGACCAUGAAUGUGGUUUUUAUCAUCUAAAGAUUGCAUUGUUUUUAAUGCUACCUGCUAAAUCAGUAAUAUGUAUUGAUUUUAUAAUAAAUAGAUUAUAACAAA